This is a messenger RNA of Metarhizium robertsii ARSEF 23, 222 nucleotides long. RefSeq lists its product as uncharacterized. NCBI's taxonomy places the organism in Eukaryota, Fungi, Ascomycota, Sordariomycetes, Hypocreales, Clavicipitaceae. The record is from RefSeq and is a predicted model, not a curated record. The transcript has a single exon. The coding region runs from base 1 to 222 and encodes 73 amino acids.
AUGGCGGAUACCGCACCCACGAUUCCCUCCCUCAAAAUAUCCUUCAUCACCGCCCAAAACAAACACCCUCUGCCAACCCCUCGCACCAUCACGGAUCUGGCGCCGCAACAACGCGUCGAGCAACCCCAUUCCGGCGCGUAUUCUCGACGACGUCCUCUUCAACCUCAACCAAACGAUGCAACUACAUUACCGACGUGUACACCCUCCACAAGCGAUCUAUAA